Molecule: messenger RNA, 1092 nt
Organism: Vitrella brassicaformis
Lineage: Eukaryota; Vitrellaceae
Source: the annotation of a GenBank genome assembly
CGAAAACCCUAAACGACAAACCCCACGUUGGCGGUACUUUUCAACCUCAUAGCGGGAUGGCAUUCUCCCGGUGUGCAUCUGGGUGAUGCUGGCCUAUUUUCCUCUGCCAGUGGUCGUGUGGUGCUCCGCCAGUGCCAUCCUGCGGGGGGCACACAGUCUCCCGAGCGGCAGCCAUGCUUUCAUCAUCGUCGGGCCGAUGCAGGGUGGAAUCAUCCGGCGCCGGCAAGGUACAUACGUGGAUCCGCAUCCCGAUGCUUGUGUGCGUCAACGAGAAAGCGUGAUCACACGAUGGACGAAUGGAUUGUGGUGACAAAAUAUGGCCAUAUCGCAUGGUUUGACUCAGGUCAUGCUGGUCAAUGAUGGUGUGCUUCUGACGCCGGACAAGGAAAAAACCAGUGUAGGUCAACACGCCGCAAAGGGAAACAGAUGCAUGCGUGUGCGUAGACGGUGUCCUGUGCGGCAUUUGCAAUACAGGCGAUGAGGUCUCGUGUGCGUCGGCUGCGAAAACACAGCACACAGGUACGUUCUUUAUACGGAUGUGCAGCGAUACAGCCACUGCAGUCAAGCUGACUAGAAUCGCAUCUCUUGGUGCUUGUGGUGUGCGCCAGGUCAUGAGGGCUGCUGGGGGGGAUAGCACGAGUGAGGUCCUCCCUGGAGGCGUCACAAAUGCGACCACCACCACAAGUGCGACCGAUCAGACCAAAGGCCCCACCGGUGGGGACACCACAACGUUCCCCAGUCAUUGUGGGCGUGCGUGUGGUUCGCUGUCGUUGCAGAUAUUGCGACACCGUUGAGCCAGCUCGUCGGAACCUUACCGAAGUGGAGGAGCAGCUCGUCGCGAGCUUUGCCGCACUGAGGGACGAGAUCGCCGAAAUGAGGGGCGAUCGCCAAAAUGAGGGGCGAGAUCGGAGACGUGAUUUACAUGCUCGAGGUCACGCAGAGGAUCAAGAGUCAGCGUUCUCGCAAGUCCCGAUCGAAGAGAAAGGGGUAACUGCGACCAGCACUCUCGAUUCAUUCUACGGGGCGUUUGGUUUGCUUCGUAGGGGGGCAGAGGUGGGAUGAAGAUGCUACAUGGGUCGAGCUAGACGGGCU